Molecule: messenger RNA, 1470 nt
Organism: Erigeron canadensis
Lineage: Eukaryota; Viridiplantae; Streptophyta; Magnoliopsida; Asterales; Asteraceae
Product: ADP,ATP carrier protein 1, mitochondrial-like
Exons: 4
Coding region: 72-1229 (385 amino acids)
Biological process (GO): mitochondrial ADP transmembrane transport; mitochondrial ATP transmembrane transport
Cellular component (GO): mitochondrial inner membrane
Molecular function (GO): ATP:ADP antiporter activity
Source: RefSeq, a predicted model, not a curated record
CUUUCUCUCUAAAAAGGCUUAUUCCCACCACUCUUCUCUCUGUACUUUCAUUUUCAUCAAAAUCUCUAGUCAUGAUUGAUCAAGCGCAACAUCCAAGCGUUUCCCAGAAGCUAGCUGGGAGUCUUCUUGCAUCAAGCAUGACACACUUCAAUGCUCGUGAUAACGGUUUACAACAACCAAAUAUGUAUCAUAGACGUUUCCAUAACAAAAACUAUACAAAUGCAGCUUUUAACUACUCAAUGCAGCCACAAGCCCAACUUCCUUUAAUGUCAAAACCAUCUCCUAUUUGGGUUCAAGCCCCAUCCGAAAAAGGGUUUGCAGGGUUUGCCAUUGAUUUCCUUAUGGGUGGAGUCUCUGCAGCUGUAUCGAAAACGGCUGCAGCCCCAAUUGAACGUAUUAAGCUCUUGAUCCAGAACCAGGAUGAGAUGAUCAAGGCUGGUCGGUUGUCUGAGCCAUACAAAGGAAUUGGUGACUGUUUUGGUCGAACCAUCAAAGACGAAGGCUUAGUUUCAUUGUGGCGUGGAAACACUGCUAAUGUCAUCCGUUACUUCCCAACACAGGCUUUGAAUUUUGCAUUCAAAGAUUACUUCAAGAAGCUUUUCAACUUUAAGAAAGAUAGAGAUGGCUACUGGAAAUGGUUUGCCGGUAAUUUGGCAUCUGGAGGUGCUGCUGGUGCUUCGUCUCUCUUUUUUGUUUAUUCACUAGAUUAUGCCAGAACCCGUUUGGCAAAUGAUGCUAAGGCUGCAAAACAAGGAGGACAAAGAGAAUUCAACGGUUUGGUUGAUGUCUACAAGAAGACAAUGGCCAGUGAUGGUAUUGCUGGUCUUUAUCGUGGCUUUAACAUUUCAUGUGUUGGAAUAAUCGUCUAUCGUGGUUUGUACUUUGGAUUAUAUGAUUCUUUGAAGCCUGUGGUUCUUGUAGGAAACCUGCAGGAUAGUUUCUUUGCGAGUUUUGCGCUUGGUUGGGUGAUCACAAAUGGUGCUGGACUUGCAUCAUAUCCAAUCGACACUGUACGAAGAAGAAUGAUGAUGACAUCUGGUCAGAAAGUUAAGUACAAGAGUUCAAUGGAUGCAUUCACUCAAAUCUUGAAGAAGGAGGGGGCUAAGUCUCUGUUCAAGGGUGCCGGUGCCAAUAUUCUCCGAGCCAUUGCUGGUGCUGGUGUGCUCUCUGGUUAUGACAAGUUGCAGCUGCUUAUCUUUGGCAAGAAGUAUGGAUCAGGCGGCGGCUAAGUGUGCAGUAUCACUACUCUUAUGGGAGUUUUUUCCCAGAUUAUGCUGACGAAAUCGUUAUGAGUUUUGAUAAUACUUUUUUCUGCUUUUAUAGAUUAGUUUUAAUAAUGAACUGCUUUUAGUAAAGAGCGGUUGUUGAGUGCUCAGACUCAACAACCUUCUUUACGAAGUAUUUUUUACUCCAAUUCUAAAUUUUUGUUUUGAUAUAUCUUGUACCACUUUAUGGAAUGGUUAUUGCAUA